Messenger RNA from Lactuca sativa (garden lettuce), 723 nucleotides. Lineage: Eukaryota; Viridiplantae; Streptophyta; Magnoliopsida; Asterales; Asteraceae. The record is from RefSeq and is a predicted model, not a curated record.
AUGGCCAUAGAUAUUGAAGAAGACGCGAUUUCUGAGUUCCUAGAAGCCUUAGAAGAGGAGCCACAGCAGACCGAUCCGAAGCCAAAGAAGCUGAAGCUCGAAUUUGAAGAAUCUGCUGGAAUACCCAGUUCACGUCAAUAUGCUAAGUUCUUACAAGACUUGUUAGACACUCGUCAACAAUUAAAGAAGAAUUCUAAGGUGGUUUUAAGUGAGAAAAGCUCAAAAGCGGUGUUGGGAGAAAUACCUAAGAAGAUGGGGGAUCCUGGACGACUCACUCUCCUAUGUGAGUUUGGGAAUAAUAUGAAGAAAAUGAAGGGUACAAAGAUGACUAUUCACAUGGCGAACCGUUCAGUGACACAGCCCCGAGGCAUUGUGGAGGAUAUUCUCGUGAAAAUUGGGAAAUUCAUUUUUCCAAUAGACUUUGUGGUUUUGGAUAGGAAAGAGGACCCCAGUGUACCGAUUAUUCUUGGUCACCUAUUACUUAAUACUGCUGGAGCUCUGGUUGAUAUACGCGAGUCCAAGCUCACCUUGAGAGUUGGGGAUGAGAAGGAAAUUUUUGGAAUAGAAGAUGUUGAAGUCAUUGCCUACACGAAUCCAACUUCUUGGGUAAGCAAGGAAGAUGAUGAGAUGUCGAGUGAUGAAGAUGAGGUUACUUCAAAAGUAACAAGUCCAGUAGUGAAAGAAGAGAAGGAUAUAAUGGAGCUUAAAGAUGAUGAAAAUUGA